This is a messenger RNA of Triplophysa rosa, 2933 nucleotides long. RefSeq names its product StAR-related lipid transfer (START) domain containing 5 (gene stard5). NCBI's taxonomy places the organism in Eukaryota, Metazoa, Chordata, Actinopteri, Cypriniformes, Nemacheilidae. Bases 466 to 1113 code for a protein of 215 amino acids. The transcript has 6 exons. Gene Ontology annotation, molecular function: lipid binding. The record is from RefSeq and is a predicted model, not a curated record.
CAACGCGUGAUACUGUAAUGUAGGGCAUUGCAGUAGUCGCACAGCUGGAAUAUCCCAGAAAACUCCAUUUCCCAGAAUGCAACAACCCCCUGACACGUUACACAGUAAGGAAGUGGCCUUUUACUCAUUUUUAUUCUUUUUCUAGCACCAGACGACACGUUUUCUAUCUUUUGUGAAGUCCGUUUUGAUCGCGCGUAGAUAAUCCAAGCGGCGCGCGCAUCUCGGUAUGACCGUAUCGAUUAUCGCGGUCGCAGCCGGUGGGUCAGGAUGAAUGGCCACCAUCGUUAACUAAUGAAUGAACUGGACACUUCAGCCACCACAAACUAUUAAACACUUAGUUUACGUAAACGAACGUAUUUACGCAAAUAUCGUGGCGGAAUCGUAUGGUUUACCCGUAUAGGUCGCAGUCGGUCUCCCGCGAUAUAACGCUUGAAUACAGGCGCUGGUAGGGGUCAAAUAAAAUCAAUGAUUAUUUCAGCCGUCAUGGAUUAUAUAAAUGCAGCCAGAUCAGUCGAAGAUCAUCUGUUGAGCUACAGAAAAGACGAAUCCGGAUGGAAAAUAUGUAAGAAAACUAAUGAUGUUGUGGUGUCGUGGAGACCUUCUUGUGAAUUUUCAGGAUAUGUGUAUAAGGGGGAGGGGCUUGUCAAUGCCAGUCCAGAGAAAGUGUGGGACUGUUUGAAACCUGAAAUCGAUGGAUUUCGAGUCAAAUGGGACACUAACCUGAAAAGGUUCGAGCUGAUUGAGCAGGUGUCUGCGGACGUUAUGAUCUGCCGAACUGUCACGCCGUCGGCUGCCAUGGGUAUCAUAUCACCUCGAGAUUUUGUUGAUGUUGUUUCCAUCAAGCACCAUGAAGACGGCACCGUGUCAUCGAACGCUACCAACGUAAACCAUCCCAACUGUCCUCCGCAGUCAGGAUACGUCAGGGGCUUCAAUCACCCGUGUGGCUGUUUUUGUGUUCCAGUUCCCGGGGAACCUGGUAAAACUCAGCUGUUCAGUUUCUUUCAGACGGAUCUCGGAGGUUUGCUCCCUCGCUCAGUUGUCGAUUCGUUUUUCCCCACCAGUAUGGUGGACUUUUACAACAACCUGAGCAAAGCGACAAAAUCGCUCAAAUAACACCAGUGGCGCUUUGGAAAGAUGAUUCUCCUUUAAUCACAAAUACAACCAUUUUAAUGCACUCAAUCAUGCUUUAGUAAGAGCAGAAAAGACCUUUAGAUAUAUUCUUGAUUCUUCCAGUAGCCUACAUGUGACCAAACAUACCUUGGCAGUGUAACAUUGUGAAUAAUGAAAAACUCAUUCGAAAACCUAGAGAUUCACAUGAAAACAAAAAUUUAUUCUAGGGGUUUGCGAUCCUUAAAGAUUUAGUUUCUGUCAUAAUUCAGACCUGUGUGGUGAUAACAGUUUUUGCACCAGAAGUGUGCCUGUGAUGCUGACUAUAUAGGCAGCACACUAUUUUUUAAGCAAAGAGCCGGUAUUUCUAGAGUUUCAGUUACAUUCCUGUAAGUCGUUGUCUUUUAAGAUCAAACCUUCUUGUUAGAUGCUCAGUUUUAGUUUUGUCAGAAGCUGUUUUACGCAACAGAUUUGAUGUACUGUACGCUCAAGACUGACCAAAUAGGCUAAAACAAUCCUUCAGAAAUGAAUUAAGAAUCGAGAAGGGAAUAAAUAAUGUCAAACUCCUGAAUUUGAGAUGAAUUGCAAUUAUAAUUCGUAAUUCGUUGUAAAGCAUGCCGAAACAAAAACCACUGCUUAAAAACUACAUUUAAAGCAGCAACGUUUAAUUCAAUUACAUUUUAACGUUAAAAUGUUGACAAAUUAAACAAAAAAUCGGAAUUUUCAUCACAAAAUGUGAUGUUACGAAACAUUUUAAUCUUUUUUAAAUGCAAACUUUUAAGUUUUCAUAUUUGUAUCAAAUAAAAGCCCUUUAAAACAUUCCAGAAAGCACUAAAACUGGAAUGCAGUGAUAUUAGUUACAAUUCAUCCAGUUUUGUCCCCACAUUUCUGCCUUAUGGCUGGAAUACGCUACAAGACUUUUCUGAACAGAUUUGUUUUAAACUAGACAUCAUACACUUGCAGACUUUAUGAAAGUUUCAGAUAGAAACACACUAACUGAUCAAAUCUGCACAGACUUUCUGCGACAAGUCCAGACUGAAAAUCUGAGCAAAAGUCUUGUCGUGUAUUUUAGCCUUUAGUCUUGUAAUCAGUCUACAUUGCACAAGGACAAAAGGGCCUGUUUAUACCUCAAUAAAUGAACCGUCUCAUGUGCUGACUGUGACCUCUAUUAACCGUUUGCCUGUUUGUCCAUCCGGUCACAUGCGUGUCAAACCGUGUGUACAGUAUUUUAAUGCCUGUAUGACUUUCGUGAAAAUGUGAAUGCAUGUCCAUGGCCUUGAGAUAUGUUCGGUUUUAUUUUUUAUAUAAAAGAGUCAUAUGCUCUAUAAUGCAAGCAUUUUGGAUUAUUUUAGAGAGCUAAUGAUGUGCGUUUCGUGUGCUUGCUUUUGUUUUGGUAGUAUUGUUCUGGUUAUAGCCAAGGCAUUCGGUUUAUGCCAAAACUUCUUAUUAAUAAUCAUUAAUAAUACAUUAAUUUAUUUUCCAUAACUUGAUAUGAGAUUUUUUUCGAACAUUAUGGUUUUGGAUUAUUCUCUGAAGAAUAAAAUUCAAGAGAAAGAUAUUCAAAAAGAAAGUAUAGUCUUGAUUUUCGUGAUCUGGAAUUGAUUGGAUGUUAAAAGGUGACUCAGGUGUUUGUGGGAAAGGGGUUUCAAUUUUUUCAUAUUUUAAAACGUUUUUGCUUGUUCUUUGUACAGUGCAAUUUGUUUUUCGUCCAUGUGACAUCGAUUGCAACUAUGGGAAGUAAACUAGGACAUUGCACAAUUCUAGAUGCUGAUUUGUGAUUUUAUUGAUAUUAAAACUAUUGAUGAUCAUCUGCUUGUAAUUGGAUU